GCAACAACACCUGCAACAACACCUAUUCCAACUAAUGCAGCAGCGACAACAACAUCUGCUCCGAUAACAACAACAGUGGCAACAACAAUGCCUGCUACAACAAGUACUGCAUCAACAACAUCAGCAACAACCACAACACCUGCUCUGACAACGACGAGAGUGGAAAUAACAACACCUGCUCUAACAACUACUGCAGCAACAACGACAACAGCAGGAACAACACCAGCUGCGACGUCAUCUGCAACAACAACAUCUGUUCUAACUACAAUAACAGCAGGAACAACAUCUGCAACAACAUCUGCUCAAACAACUACUGCUCCGACUACAACAACAGCAGCAACAACAUCUUCAACAUCAACAUCUGCAUCGACUACAACAACAGCGGCAACAACAUCUGCAACAACACCUGUUCCAACUAAUACAGCAGCACAACAACGACAACAGCAACAACAACACCAGCUGCGACAUCAUCUGCAACAACAACAUCUGUUCCAGCAGCAACAACAUCUGCAACAUCUGCUCCAACAAUAACAACAGCAGCAACAACACCUGUUCCAACUAAUACUGCAGCGACAACAACAUCUGCACCGAUAA
Micropterus salmoides (largemouth bass) is the source of this 594-nucleotide messenger RNA. Its product is annotated as integumentary mucin A.1-like. NCBI's taxonomy places the organism in Eukaryota, Metazoa, Chordata, Actinopteri, Centrarchiformes, Centrarchidae. The transcript is spliced from 3 exons. The record is from RefSeq and is a predicted model, not a curated record.